Lactuca virosa is the source of this 396-nucleotide messenger RNA. NCBI's taxonomy places the organism in Eukaryota, Viridiplantae, Streptophyta, Magnoliopsida, Asterales, Asteraceae. The record is from the annotation of a GenBank genome assembly.
AUGUCAAAUUCAAUUGAAGCUUUGGCAAUGGCUGGCGUAGAUUACAAUGAGUGGGGUAUGGAUUUCGAGGAAUGGGAACGUAUGGAGAUGGGUCCACCACCACCCCAUUUGUUCUCUGAAGAUUAUGAAGAAGAUGAAAGAGUUGAAGGAGGCGUUAUGAUGCCAACGAGCACCGUAGAUGUGUUGUGUGGAAAUACAGCAGUGGAAAACCAGUUGGAAGAUGUUUUUGAUGAUCAUGAUAUGAGUAAAGUUGGUGAUGAUGAAUUUCGAAUACUUUUACCAAAAUAUUAUAACAAAAUUGUGAAGUGUGAUCAUGGCAUUAAGCGAUUCAAGAUUUUGGUGAUUGUGCUAAUGGUGAUUAGAUUUCUAAGGAGGCAAAUUCUUUCAACAUUGUAG